UCAUACCAUCUCACUUGUCAGUCUUCAUCGCUUACUGCGUGUCGGUUGAUAGUUUACACUUCUGUUCGCGCGAUGUAUUAAUUAUUCUGUUUGAAAAUACGUUUGGCUCGCGAGUUAAAUGUAUCGAAAUAAUAAAGAAAAACACAUAUUCAACGAAAAUUUUAAGAAUAUAAUGUUGAAGCACAUUUUCGCUGCAACUGUGAUUGUAUUAAUAUGUCUGUCAGGAUCUGAGGCGCAAUACGAUGACAAACGAUGCAAGUGCAUUUGUCCUAGCCUUCUCUCCGUUAUAAAUACAACGCAAUCAUCGUCAGAACGAAAAACGUAUAUCAUAAAUGUUCCACCAUCCGAAUGUAAAUGUGAAAAUGUUGUCUUAUCAAAAGUGGGAGAUCAGUUGAAAGGUAAAGAGGAAAUUUUUUGUUCACGAUGUGAUUGCAAAUAUGAAAAUAGGAACACUACCAUUAUUAAAAUAGUAGUGAUACUUGUUAUUUGGGUUAUAUCACUGUUAGUAAUUUAUAUGUUAUUCCUGAUUUGUUUGGAUCCAUUAUUGAAUAAAAGAAUUCAUAAAGCUUCAACAAAUAUUGGCUAUCAUGAACAUAAUAAUGAAGAUGAUGAUUCUUCAACAGCUCCUGGAACAUUUCAUGCUAUGGGUGAAAGAGGUAAUGUUCUAAAUCGUGUUGGUCAUCAACAAGAUAAAUGGAAACGUCAAGUUCGUGAGCAGAGGCGUAAUAUUUAUGAUCGGCAUACCAUGCUUAACUGAAGUGUAUAGUUUAUAGAAAGAAUUAAAUAUAAUAAAUAACAAUA
Molecule: messenger RNA, 801 nt
Organism: Frieseomelitta varia
Lineage: Eukaryota; Metazoa; Arthropoda; Insecta; Hymenoptera; Apidae
Exons: 5
Coding region: 119-757 (212 amino acids)
Cellular component (GO): lysosomal membrane
Source: RefSeq, a predicted model, not a curated record